Messenger RNA from Cephus cinctus (wheat stem sawfly), 4787 nucleotides. Its product is annotated as phosphatidylcholine:ceramide cholinephosphotransferase 2. The transcript has 6 exons. The record is from RefSeq and is a predicted model, not a curated record. Gene Ontology annotation, biological process: ceramide biosynthetic process; sphingomyelin biosynthetic process. Gene Ontology annotation, cellular component: endoplasmic reticulum membrane; Golgi membrane. Gene Ontology annotation, molecular function: ceramide cholinephosphotransferase activity; sphingomyelin synthase activity. The coding region runs from base 848 to 2065 and encodes 405 amino acids. Lineage: Eukaryota; Metazoa; Arthropoda; Insecta; Hymenoptera; Cephidae.
UGGCAGUGCUGCUAUAAAGAUGCGACUCAUAAUAGUGCUUGGAAAAUUUAUGUUCUAACGUAUUUUUUUCAAUUGAACCUCUGUAUCGGAAUGCUCAUAUAUCUAUAUUGAUGGAUAAUAGUCGACCUUGUUAUCGUAACACAACCUACUACUUUGUCAUAGUACCUAAUUCGUACUUAAUACUAUCCUACAUUAGAAACAAACGUAUUUUUACCAAUAGUAGGCAUAGAUUUAAGAGCUUCAAAUACGCACAGAUUCUUGUUUUUUACAUCAAAUGGUAGUUCCCAACGGGAAACUUUAAAACUGAUGACAAGUCAUUAGUAUCGCGAGUUGCCAAAUAUGUUGUGGGUAUCUGUAAAACCAUAUAGAGAGUAUCGAGAACAGCGCCGCAAUAUUCAAUGUACGACGCAAGCCAAGAUAAGAUAAAAGAGAUUAGAAUAAGCUAUCCUUUCCUAAGUACGACUCCUCAGAAUCUUGUUGUUAUUCCAAUCAGGGGGCGAGUUUGUACUACGUUCUCAUCGGUAAUGGACGUCUCUGCGUUAUUUUCGGGGCUGUACCGUACGAGGCCUUGCGCCCGCUAAUUUGGCCUUUCACUUGAUCUUGACAAAUUGAAUCUACUGCGGUUAGUCUACUGUUCGCCGUUCGCCGGCGAACCUAUCGGCUGCGCUAUGAGCCGGGAUACCUCCGACAUUUGCCGUGUUGGUUCUGUUCAUCGUGCGCGUCGGGCUCAUAGUAAUAUUUUGCACUCGCCGUAUUAACGAUCUUUUCUUUUCGUGGGACGCGAGAUACAUUCUCGUAGUUUUGCUAGCCGGCAACAUGCAAGACAUACAGACUAUCUUCAUGGUGGAUGUGUACUGUUUGCAGGAUGGUAUUGGACCCCAAGGCAACGAGUCUGCAUAGCGAUUACGGAAGUUUCGACCGACCAUUGGGCAGUGGAGACGGACACGAAAGAGACAUUGAAGCAGCAGUUGAUGGAAGCACCAGUGGAAUGGCACAGUCCAGUGACGUUUAUCAGCGGCAACCUUUGCUUCCCGGUGCACCAGCUAAGAACAAGGACAAGUGGAAUGGAGUUGGCUCCAGUUCAGACUAUUACGAGGACGACGAGGACGACAAAAUUGAUAGUCUCGGCCAUGUAAGACAUCCGGGGAUACCAAACGGAUCUGGAAGUGGCAUCGUGAAGCUCGAUAUCCCUCCGCCAUUACGGGAAGAACCUCGGUUCCCCAAGGAGAAGUGGAAAACUUUUUUAGCAUUCCUCUUUAUGGUUGUGAACUUCAUACUAACAACCGCAUCACUCGCUAUGGUACACGAGCGUGUGCCGGAUCGUGCAACCUAUGGUCCACUUCCGGAUGUCGUUCUGGAUAAUAUUAGUGCUCAAGAUUGGGCCCUCAACGUCUCCGAAGUUUUAAUCAUGAUCGCAUCGAACUCUGCGAUGGUUUUAAUUAUUUUCCAUAAGCACAGAUUCAUUGUGGUCAGGCGAAUCUUUCUCCUGAUGGGAUUGCUGUACAUGAUGAGGAGUGUCACGAUGUAUGUGACCGUGCUGCCCGUUGCUAGCACAACGUAUUUCUGCAGUCCCAAAGCGAACAACACGAGUCCUCUUUUGGUAACGAAGAGAGUCCUUCAAUUGAUCUCUGGAUUUGGUUUAUCCAUCAACGGGAAACAUACCUACUGUGGCGAUUAUAUCUACAGCGGUCACACAGUGGUUCUCGUUCUCAGUUACCUCAUCAUUAAAGAAUAUUCUCCAAGGAGGUGUCAACCUAUACAUUGGCUUACGGGACUCACUGCCCUUGUUGGGGUAAUCAUGGUUCUCAUAGCUCAUGGUCACUACACCGUGGAUGUUCUUAUAGCGUAUUACGUAACCACCCGUAUAUGGUACAUUUAUCAUACCUUGGCGAACAAUUCGCACCUGAAGCAAAACGGCCCGAACAACCUUUUAUCCCGGCUCUGGUGGUUUCCCAUAUUUCGAUAUUUCGAGAAAAACGUGGGUGGAAUUGUGCCACGACAGUACGACUGGCCUCUUCCCUGGCCUCGACGAUUUUUUGCCAAGCAUCCCAACAGAGACAGUUAAUACUUGCCUGAAGUUCGUCAUGAAACCUGCCUCCUAGGGGUUAUAUUUGCUGUAUAUAUUUAGGUUUAUUAUAUAAAGUUGUCCCGAGUUUUUAAAGAUUCGCGCAUAUAGCGUGCGAACUUUUGACUACUCGUAGGACGUUGAGGGUAUGUAACAACCGAGUUUCAUACAAGAAAACGAAAAAAAAAUAUACUAAACGUGCAUCAUUCACUUUAUUCUACUGUGCACUGAAUGGUAGGAAUGAUAAAUGCUUAAUACGUGUAACACUCGUCGUCCAGUCACGGCGAAAGCUUGUCGCGAUAUUGUUAUAGCAAUUUUUUUCCGUUAUAUUGAAAUUCAAUACAAUAUGUAGACAAUGCGACGGCAAGCAGUGAACUGUUUAAAAGGGUUAUUGCGCAAAUUGUGAUCUUUGUUUGUCUUAUAGAUUUUAUUUCCUCCUGGUUCAGGAGAUAGAUAAAGGGUAUCCUGCUUUUUUUUCAUUAUUUGACAUUUCACGUAAUACUAUGAAAUUAUAUUCAACGUUAACUUUGAAAUCUCAUUAGCAUCUACUUUUUCUGCUGUUUUUCAUGAAAACGAUAAAAUUCAUGAAUAUUAGAGUGCACAUCGAGCAUCUCGACGAGGCUUAUUCCGAUGAAAUGCGACUCUAAUAUAGUUCCUCCCUUUAAGUAACGGAGAAGACAUAAAAGAGAAGCCAGUUAGUUCGUGCCAAGUGAUUCCACAAGCCUGAUCUAGCUUCACCCUGCGGAUUUUCCUCGAAACGUUCAUGUUCCCUGGACGAUUCGAUUAUAAUGAACAAAACUUGGGAAGACUGAUGAAACCCACCCUGUCGUAGUGGUGAAUCGUAGUGCAUGGAAUUUCUCUGGGACCAAGGUUUUAGGUUUUUGGAACACUCGAAGAUACACGUAGUAUGGAGAUGUAGUAGUAGGGAUGAGCUUCUAAAAAAAACUCACAGUAUACAGGAUAAGUGAAUUCGUGUUGCAGUAUCCAGCAGGAUUUUCAUGGGGAUAAAUUUAAAAAAAAAUUCGUCCCAAUAAAAUUCACUCGAUAUCCGUAACAUCGCGUUGGCGCAAAUUCGUAACUCGGAAACAAGUGAUCUUUUAGAGAUUUAAUUAUAUUUUGCGUGGACUCGAAUUUUCUCGGAAUAAAAUAUAGCGGUCGCCUUCUGCCCAUGAGUUUCACGAAAAUUUGUAUUACACGUCAACGUUAAGAGCAUUCGAAGAAAGUUGAAGUUACGUGUUCAAAAUCACUUUGCUGCUCGUUAAAUCUACUGGUAUUUAUUCUUAGUUUUAUUGUUGUGAUAUCGGAUAACUGUUCCACUGGAAGACGAUGUGUUUACCAAUUAAUCUAUAAAUUAACAGAUAAAAAAGAGACGUUCGAUUCUCGCUUUUUCCGCUCUUCCCUGCAGCUUCGCUCUGUUACGAGUUCGUGGGACCUUCUUGCCCUUGAAAACAGGCGAGAUACGCUUAUCGAAUUAAGUCACACUACCUUAUAGCCCCUAUUCUUAAGUGGAUGUUUUGCAAAGCGCAAACGGACUGUACUGGUACCUCUUUUCUCUUAUAUGCUUUUCCACGCGUCACGCUUUAUCGUAAGAUAGCGGGCCUAAAACACGAGCACGUCACCGUAUGCAUGUAUGCUCAAGGUGGUUGAAUGAUAUUGAUGCUUGUGGAUGUUUUCCGGUAUUCCUGGAACGCUUUGCGAACUUUCUGUUGCGAGAAUGGGGCUCGGCCGUGUGUUACUGUGUAACUCGAUGCGCCCUGUUGCGGUCGUUGAUAUUCCUCUUAUAGACGUAUAUAUACUUGUAUUAUCGUUAAGUAUAUUGUGACAAGAUAAUGCAGCUCGUGGAAACUCUCCUAUGAACAUGUAGCGAUCGACCCGUCUGACAAACACGGGUGUAUCCAUUGAUCGGACGACCCAAUUUCUUCGGAAGAAAAUAUGAUUUCUAUCGUGGUAUACAUACGUGUACUAAGGCAAUGUUUAGAGCUGUAGCGAUCCAAAUGUUAAUAUGGAGUUACAAUUUUUCGUGUGCAGAGGGAGUGUUGCAUAUUACAUGCUGUAUAGUUUGUAAGCAAUAGGAAAUAUAUAUAUACGUAUAUACAUAUAAUAUAUACGCAUAUAUAUAUAUAUAUAUAUUAUAUACGAUUAAAUGGAGAAAAAAUGCUUCUUCCAUUGUCGGAAGGAUUACGUUAGUGUUUAUAAACAUUAUAUGAAGUCUAACAUUAUACAGCUGUGAUGCUAGUACUCGUAUGUACACAUAUGUUUGGCUAGAUCUGUGCGUAUGUACAUAAAUCUAUAUUUUUACGUGUAGAUAUUUUUUGGUAAAUUGUUAAAAUGAUCUGAUAGAAAUGGUAAAGUAUACAUACGUUGUAAAUAACAGUAGCGAAGGGCUUUGUUACAACAUGGAUUCUCUGUAAGUCGAAUCAAAAUUUUCUUACCGUGAGAAAUUUAUUGGUAGCAUUUUUUAUAUUCAUGAGAAAUAAUAGUCGCCAGCACUGUAUAUUGUUGACACCGAGUGGGUAAUUUUGCGCAACCGAAUUUCCGUUUGUUACUGUACGUGUACAUAUAUUUUUAUAGUUAUUUAUAUAAGCUACGCUAUUGUUAUUGUAUCAUUACGAUAAACGAAAACGAGGUAUAUUCGAACUUUCUUUAUACUUCUGUAUUUAUAAUAUUUAUUACGUUUGUCAUAUGUUGGAUGUAAUAAAGUUUAAGUAUACUUUACACACAA